Messenger RNA from Clonostachys byssicola, 384 nucleotides. NCBI's taxonomy places the organism in Eukaryota, Fungi, Ascomycota, Sordariomycetes, Hypocreales, Bionectriaceae. The record is from the annotation of a GenBank genome assembly.
AUGGAUCAAGUUAUCAUAACCGCCCUGCCUCUAGUCAAUCUUAUGGCAGCCUCUCAUCUUGCAGGCUAUCACUUUGCUUCCGAGACUGUUAUCAUGCCGAAUACGCUCUCCACCGCCAAUACAGUAACUAUUCUCACAGAAUUCUAUCGCACCCUGGAUGUUGGUCGGAAAUAUGCCCCCGUUAUGGUGGCUGCUACAACAGCAGGAUUUCUACUACAAUCUUGGUGGAAUGGCAGCGGAACCUAUACCUUUGUCUUUAACAUCAUGGCUGGGACUUCGAUGGGUCUUCUUAUGCCCUAUACGUACUUUGGAGUCGUGCCAUACAAUGAUAAACUCUUGACCGAGUAUAAGGGGGGGGCUACGAGGACAAGUGGCUACUACUAG